UUUCGCGAUUCCCAUAGUGUCCACUGCACAUUGUAUCUCACCAUUCUGCUCUCUCUCUCUCUAGCAUCUAAACCUUCUGUGUUUACUCCUCCCCCAUGUCUCUCUUCGCCAUGAAUUCAUUGGCUCCACCUCUGAUAACUCUAUUUCUCCUUCAAUUCUUCCCAUUAAGCUGCAAUUCUUCUGAAACUCAUUUUAUCGAGAACCAGACAAGAACAUCUCCAUAUCCAUCAAUUUCAGAGCUCGUUUUAGCAGGAAAAAGUCAUCUUUCUCGAAAUUCUUCACAACUGGUUCCUGCUUUUUUCAUCUUAGGCGACUCAUCAGUGGACGUUGGGACCAAUAAUGGUCUUUUAAGUCUUGCCCAGUCAGUUCUGAGGCCCUAUGGUAGGGAUUUUGACACUCACAUGCCUACUGGUCGGUUCUGUAAUGGACGUCUCAUUGUUGAUUAUCUAGCACUACGUUUAGGACUCCCUUUUAUUCCUCCUUAUCUUGGAACUAGAAGGCAUGUUCAGGAUAUGAUCCAUGGAGUAAACUAUGCCUCUGCUGGAGGUGGGAUUUUGAGCAGUAGUGGGAAAGAACUGGGUGAGCGCAUUUCUUUUACACAGCAGAUUCAGCAAGCUAAAUAUACAUUCGAAAAGAUGGUACUAAGUUUUGGAGAGAAUGCCGCAAAGAUGCUGAUUUCCAACUCUCUCUUUCUUAUUUCAAUUGGAAGCAAUGAUUACAUUCACUAUUUCAUGGAUAAUGUCUGGCACGUUCAGUCGAUCUACUUUCCUUGGGAAUUCAACCAACUCUUAGUGAGGGGUGUCAAGAGGGAAUUACAGAGCUUGUAUGAUUGCAAUGUUCGUAAUGUCGUGGUCAUGGGGCUUGCUCCUCUUGGCUGUGCUCCACAUUACUUGAGCAAAUAUGACAGUCAGAAUGGGGAAUGUGUUGAGCUCAUAAAUGGCAUGAUAGUUCAGUACAAUUACUUGAUGAGGCACAUGGUCCAAAAAUUUAGUAAGGAGAACCCAACUGCCAAUAUCAUCUUCUGUGAUUUAUACGAAGGUGCAACAGAUAUUCUCAGAAACCGUGAUCGCUAUGGUUUUGAGACCAUCACUGAAGCAUGCUGCGGAUUUGGUAAAUAUAAGGGUCUUGCUAUGUGCUUCUUCUCAUCCUGGGCAUGUAAUAAUGCCUCCAAUUAUGUUUGGUGGGACAAAUAUCAUCCUACAGAUGCAGUGAAUUCCAUACUUGCAGACAAUGUGUGGUCUAGCCAGCAUUCAAAUAUAUGCUAUCCCAUGAAUCUAAAAGAUAUGUUACAGAAGGGAAACUAAAGCACCGAGAAAAUUUGACGAGAUGCAUCAAGGGUCUCAAAUAAAUCAUGAUGAACUAGUAACGUUGGUAAAGCUAACAUGUUUGCAUAAUAUAGUAUUUUAUCUUGAAUGACUUGAGCUUGAUGAUAAAAUGAAUGCAAUCGGUGUUCAUAAUUUUAAAACAUGUCCAGAUAAUUUUUCCUUAAAGCUAUCCUACUAUCAAAAGAUUCAAAAAUUUGACCUAACAUAUUUUUUCUAACAUUUGCAAUUCUUCGAAUGGGCUAAGGGCAUAUGCUUUUUCAGCAAGAUGAAACCUGAUAAUGGUUGCUAUAGCAACAGUGGCUUAAAGUUUGGCGUUCACAUUCAAGUAAGCCCUAGUAGAGUAAUCCAAUUAGCUCAACCCACAAAGUUUUCAGCUUCCUAUUAUUUGAAUUCACUUUCUUAGGCUUUAUAUGUGGUACAUUUUGUAAUUACUAAGGCUUGCAAUGUUCAAACCAAUUUGUCAUAUUUUGUGGGAAGAUAAGAGACUUUUCUGGUAUGUUUAUAAAUUUUAUUAAAUCUAAGACAAAGACAAGUUAGAGUCUCACAAGAAGCAGGGCAUAAGGGAAAAGGAAACAGGAACAAAGAAGUAAGAUUCAAAAUUCGCAAUUUAUACCUCCAUUUUGUGGGGCUUAUGGGUAACCACCCAUGAAACAUGGUUGAGACCUCUUAAACCUUGGUACUGGAGUGGUAGGAAAGAAAGUAGGUGCAGGAGAUAUUAGUUUUUAGGCUAUGCAAUCUAGAAGACAUAGAACUUGAAGCCUAAUUAUAUAUUUGGGUGAAUGAACAGUUCAAUUCUGCGGUAUACAGGUUAUGUCUAAAAAGCUCAAAAUUAAGCUCCACCUAACAUGUCUAUUGUACUUGCUUUCUGGCCAUCAAUCGGCAUUGUCAUGAAACGAAACUUAGUUAAAUUAGGGGACAGGAAUUGCAAUCCCAUGGUUGUUGGGAUUAGGAGCGGGAUCGGGAGAGGAAUCCAGAUUAGGAGUAGAGGAUUGUGAAAUGUACAAGAUCCCUAUGGUUGGAAGAGCCAUCCAUACAGUGCAUUUGUUGGGGAUCUAGAUCCCCAAAUGCUAGGAUAUCCCAAUCUUUUUAGGGAUCUUGCCCUCUACCUUAAAGUGCAUGUAUAGUUUAAGACUAUAUACAUUUUUUAAAGUAGGGAUCCCUUUAUUUAUAAUCAAAUAAUGCAACCAUAUUAAAAGUAUAGUUGUAUUGCUAGCUGGCUCAAAACUAAGAAAAUCAUUAGUUUGGUUGUUCUUUUGGACUUUAAAGUUGGGAUUGAGAUCCUUAACAAUAGGAAUCGGGAUCCCAAACAGAGGGGAUCAAGAUCUCAAAAUUUAGAAAUAGAGAUCCCUUUGCCGGAGCGCUGAAGCGAUAUUGUAGAGUGAAAUCACCAUGUUUGUUGGGAGAUCUCAGCAACUAUGGGUAAUCGAAUUUCUCUAGAAUUUUGUUCCUCUCUCUUCAAGAGAAAUGACUGUUUUUUGUUUUGUUUUUUAGGGUUUGGUUUUUUCUG
Amborella trichopoda is the source of this 2832-nucleotide messenger RNA. NCBI's taxonomy places the organism in Eukaryota, Viridiplantae, Streptophyta, Magnoliopsida, Amborellales, Amborellaceae. The record is from RefSeq and is a predicted model, not a curated record.